Molecule: messenger RNA, 3204 nt
Organism: Bacidia gigantensis
Lineage: Eukaryota; Fungi; Ascomycota; Lecanoromycetes; Lecanorales; Ramalinaceae
Exons: 2
Coding region: 1-3204 (1067 amino acids)
Source: RefSeq, a predicted model, not a curated record
AUGUCGAAACCUGAUGGAUCAAGGCCUGAAGACUCGCUCACACUGCACUAUCCCUUCGAUUUCAUCGCGUGGGCUCCCUUGAAAGCCAUACGCAAGCGGCACUGGACAGUCGCCUGUUCUGGCUUGACCUUGAUGACCUUGUUCUGGGCAGUGACACCGCUCGUCAGUGCUGUCUUCGCGACUGCAAGCAUCAAAUCUGGCCGUACAGCGGCUGUGACCACCUCCUCAGCCCUUCCUCCUGUGGAAGACCAAGCAUCACAAUUGACCAACAGAUUUCUUUCUUCGGCAUACAAGCAUGUAUGGUUCGACGAGCCAAUUCCACCUUUCACCACAAGAGAAGCGGCAUUUCUGCCAUUCGAUCUCCAUAAACCUGCAGCCUCUCUGUACGAGAAUGCAACAUGGACUGCUAAGACGUCAAAAUACUCUACAAGCCUGAUCUGUAAACCUCCUAAAAUCUCGAAUGAUAGUGAAAUUCCUAAGUUUGACAAUGGCGAAGGCUGUGUUGUCGAAACACAACCCGCAGCUUAUGAAGGCUUGACGGCUUUGUAUAUUGGCUAUUGGACAAGCAAAUUUACCGACUUCUCUUUGUCUGGUAUGGGCUGUCCGUCACCUGAUAACAAGCACGUCUUCUUCGGAAUUUGGAAUAUGAACCUCGACGGUCACGACAACGCCACGACUUUGUUCUGCAAAGCAAAUUAUACCAUUCAAGAUGUCGAUCUAACAGUUUUGCGCAAGAAUUCUUCCGUUCUCAGCGUAGCACCUCUCGGAGACCCAAGGCCACUUCCAGAAGAUGUCUUUAACGGAACGAAUUUUGAGUACAUCUUGAAUGCCAAUUCUCCCUUCACAUCAAACAGAGCGGAUAUUAUUGACACAGCUACUUCGCUCAACCAAGCAGGCCGUCUCCGAGCGAUCGGGGUGAAUGCCACAGAGACAACGACAGCGAUAGUGAUGCAAUUCGCACUUGCUAUAACACGACUGCCCUUGGUGGAAUACACGGAUACUGGCGUGCUUGCGUCAGCUUUCGAGAAAGCGCACCAACUGCUCUUUGCAUCGGCUAUUCAGUCUGUAUUGUCCACCAAAUACGUCGAAGCAGACACUAGAGAAGGUCGCGAAAACUAUGACCUUCGAGCGAUUGUAGUAGUCCGCCCUCUCGCGGUGGCUGUCGAAGGUGCUCUCGCGAUUGCAACGCUUUUGACGAUUGUCUUGCUCAUUUUGUACACCCGCCGCCCUAGUGAGUUGCUUCGGAACCCUGCAUCAAUCAAAGAUAUCAUGUCAAUGAUCGAUCCAAUGGAAAACAGUCUAAUGAAUGCUCAAAAUGGGAUAACAAGGCCCCGAUACGAGCGAUUGAUCUUGAAGAAAGGAGAGCUCUACUGCAUUCCAAUACUGGAGCCUGUCGAAGGAGUUGAAGCACUCCAAUUGGAACAUGGAACGAUACAGCAAAGCAGAAAGGAGAUUGUCUCCCAAAGGCCGUGGGAACUAAAAAUAGCGAUAGGUAUAAGCUUUGUGACGUCCCUCAUCUUGAUGCUAGUUGCGUUGAUGUAUGUACGAGCUCUGGUCGCAAAGGGAAAGGGCUUGGUUCAGCCGUCCAGAAGUCCCGCAGUGAAUCAACUUGUUACGUCGUAUCUUCCUGUCCUCUUUGCGACAUUUCUCGAACCUUUCUGGACAUUGUUGAAUCGGUUGCUCUGCGUCCUCCAACCUUUCGAAGAGCUCAGAAAUGGAGAAUCGCCGGCGUCAAGAUCUUUGGAUCUCCGGUAUACAUCGCUCCCUCCUCAAUUAGCAUUUUGGCGAGCAUUGCGCUCUCGGCACUGGCUGCUAGUGUUGGUGUGCUGGGUCGCGCUAUCGGCCAACAUUCUCACUGUUGCUUUGGGUGGUCUUUUCGUCACCGAGAAAGUAUCCAUAGACUCCUCCACGGCCUUUCCUGGCGAAUACGCCUCCAUAUUUAAUAAUUUCGGUGAUCUAAAGCGGCCAGACUCACAAGAUGAAGGGGUUUUUUUAGCUACGGCAUCCACCAUCGCAAAUAGCUCAUCUUUGCCUUGGACAUCUAGUAAUACGUUCUUUGUCCCGUUCAAUAUGUCUCACAAACAGUCAGCGGGUGACUUAAUUGAUCUAUAUGGCGGAGCAACGCAGGGUUUCAGUAUUGAGGUGAAUUGUCAGCCAGUACAGCACAACUCAACAGCCUACAUCACAACAUUUUAUUCGUACGAUUUACCACCAGUAACGUUGAACGACGGGAGGAAAUGUUUUGAUCCGGGUGCGGUAGUUAGUGGAGGACAAAAUUUCACAAACUCCGCCUCGGAGAUUUUUAGCCCUUUGAAUGCAUGGAAUCAUACUGAGAUGCAAGGAGCCUCUGCCUGUGACAAUAUGUUUCUCGCAGGAUUUCUUCGCGGUAACUUGACACUUACAUCGACCAUUCGCAAAACGGACAACAGCGACAAAACUUCGCCUGAGAUACUUGCUAUCAAUUCACUAUCGUCAACAUGGAUGGUUUGUCAACCCGACCUACUUGUCGCUCCGUACGAAGUGACAAUUGACCAAUCAGGACGAAUUAAAGGGUUCAAUCGAAGCGGUCCAUACGCCACAGAUCUGACUCAAUACUUUGCUGGUGACCUCAACUUGACAUAUUUCAUGAACCAAACCAAAGGACUUUUCACCAAAGGAAUCGAUACUCUGUCAUGGUGGCACGACGAUAGCUUUACUGACAGCUGGUUCGGGUACCUUGUGAAGACGAUCGAAGGAGGUGCUCCUAUAGUAGACCCGACUCUACCUCCCCCUCGUUUUGAGCAGGCAGCAGCAGCAGUUGGCGAAGUGAUGAAGCGUGUGUUUGCUACGCAGCUCGGCUUAAAUGCCAAUUGGCUUGCGGCAGCGGAGCCAGGCGUAACAGUGCCUGGGCGCUUGGUGACAAGUCAAGACCGUUUAUUUAUGUCACAAGCUGCCUUCAUGAUCGCAACAGUGCUUCUCUUGGUCCACAUCGUGGUAGCCUUGCUCUACUACAGUAAAAGGCCUAAGAAGAUGGUGGAACUUCCGAUCACGGUCGGACGAAUCAUCGAGCUCUUCCGAGGGAGUGGGCUGCUGACCGAGGCACGUCAAGCUCAAGGCAUCUGCGAGCAGCAUGUCAUCGGGUAUGGGCGAUUCAUUGGCACGGACAGCAUUCCCCACAUCGGGAUUGAGAGGCGGCCUUUUGUUAUUCCAUGGAAGGACGGAUGA